Molecule: messenger RNA, 837 nt
Organism: Cucurbita pepo subsp. pepo (vegetable marrow)
Lineage: Eukaryota; Viridiplantae; Streptophyta; Magnoliopsida; Cucurbitales; Cucurbitaceae
Product: extracellular ribonuclease LE
Biological process (GO): RNA catabolic process
Cellular component (GO): extracellular region
Molecular function (GO): RNA binding; ribonuclease T2 activity
Source: RefSeq, a predicted model, not a curated record
AUUCCAAAUUCAAACACUACUGACUUCACCACUUUCUUCCCCCCAACCUAAAUCCCCAUGUCUUUCUUCACCCGCUUCCUUCUCAUAAAUCUCGCCAUUUUCCAAUGCCUUUCCCUCCUCUGUCUCGCCGCCAAGGACUUUGAUUUCUUCUACUUCGUUCAAAGUUGGCCUGGCUCUUACUGCGACACUCGCCGAAGUUGCUGCUAUCCCCAGGCUGGAAAACCCUCCCCUGACUUCAAAAUCCACGGCCUUUGGCCCAAUUACAACGAUGGCACUUACCCCUCUAAUUGUGACUCAUCCAACCUCUUCGAUCCAUCCCAGGUGUCAGAUUUGGAGGACAGCAUGCAGCGGGACUGGCCAUCACUCGCUUGUCCAAGCAGCGACAGCACCAAAUUCUGGGCGCAUGAGUGGAACAAACACGGUACCUGCGCCGAAUCCGUCGUAGACCAACAUGCAUAUUUCAAGGCCGCUCUCAAUCUUAAAACCCAAGCCGACAUACUCAAAGCUCUUCAAACCGCAGGAAUAAACCCAGAUGGAGGUAGCUACAGUUUGAGUAAGAUCAAGAGUGCCAUUGAAGAUGGAGUUAAGCUGAGCCCUGGAAUCACCUGCAACACGGAUGAGUCCGGCAACAGUCAAUUGUAUGAGGUUUACUUCUGCGUUGAUUCUUCAGCCUCCAACUUCAUCGACUGCCCUGUUUUCCCAGAAGGAAACUGUGAUUCUUCCGUGGAGUUCCCCGAAUUUUAGGGAUUUCAUGAUCUGUUCAUGUUUUAGGAAAAUCAAACCUGUGUAAAAUGGUUCACUCCAUAACAUAUUCAAUAACGAGACAAGGUUGAUUAA